GAGCGGGAAACCAGAGAAGACGAAGGGUCGGGGAGGCCAAAAUCUGUCCGUCAGUCCCCCUCAGUCUCUCUUUCACUCUCAUCUCACUCUCGAACUCUCUCUCGCGCCAUGGGGCGGACCCGAUCAUCAAAGAGACAACGCGUUGAGGAAGCUCCUGAGGAAGGGGCUGGGUUGGAAGUGAACCGGGAUAGUGGCGAGAGUCAGAUACCGGCGGUGGUUCAUGACCAAGACGUUGGCACUCGUUCCCCUGUCCUUGUCUUUGCUCAUGGAGCCGGAGCUCCUUCUACCUCUGAAUGGAUGCUUAGAUGGAAAGAGAUGCUAGGAAGAGCAUUACAUGCCGUUGAAGUAGUCACUUUUGACUAUCCAUAUAUUUCAAAGGGUAAGCGUGCAGCUCCUCCAAAGGCAGAAAAAUUAGUUGACCACCAUUUGGAUGUUGCAAUGAAGGCUGUUGCAAAAUUUUCUGGGCAUCCACUUAUUUUGGUGGGAAAAUCUAUGGGUUCAAGGGUGAGUUGUAUGGUAGCCUGCACUGGGAAAGUUCAAGUGUCAGCUGUGUUGUGUUUGGGCUAUCCACUAAAGGGCAUGAAUGGAGCAAUUCGAGAUGAAAUUCUCUUGCAACUAACCACUCCCACUAUGUUUGUACAGGGUAGCAAAGAUGGAAUGUGCCCCCUGGAGAAACUGAAUGCUGUCAGGAAGAAGAUGAAGGCACGCAAUGAGUUGCAUGUGGUGGAUGGUGGUGAUCAUUCUCUGAAAGUUGGAAAGCAAACACUAAAAUCAGAUGGAGUGACUCAAGCUCAGGUAGAAGAGAAGGCCUUGACAUCAAUUGCAGAAUUCAUAAGCAGUGUUCUUGAAUGUGGACCGUGACAUUCUAAACCUGUGUUAUUCUAACGAUAACAGGAACAACGAAAGAAAAAAAAUGAAGUCCAACCUUUUGCUUUUCA
This is a messenger RNA of Nymphaea colorata (pocket water lily), 938 nucleotides long. RefSeq lists its product as uncharacterized. The record is from RefSeq and is a predicted model, not a curated record. The transcript is spliced from 6 exons. NCBI's taxonomy places the organism in Eukaryota, Viridiplantae, Streptophyta, Magnoliopsida, Nymphaeales, Nymphaeaceae. The coding region runs from base 109 to 861 and encodes 250 amino acids.